AACAACAUAGCAACAACCUUAUAAAGGAAAAGAUGCUCCCUCUCUCUGGCUUCAGUUCAUACAGCAAGUGAAGUCAACACCACAGUCCUCUCAGACAACAUGCUCAGCCUCAUUAAACUGCCCAGAGUCUUCACCAUCCACCAAGUCCCAAAAGUGUUCCAUGAGGACAGCAUCAUCUCAGGCUACCGACACCCUCGCAGCUCAGCCACUGACUGCAUCCUCAGCCUCUUCCAGCUGACCAAUGAAACGCUCAAUAUCUGGACACACUUCCUGCCCACAUGGUACUUCUUAUGGAAGCUGCUGACGGUGGUCCUGAUGCGAGACGUGUGGAGCGACUCGUUCACAUGGCCCCUCCUGGUGUUCCUGAUGUCGUGCUGUGUGUACCCGCUGGCCUCUAGCUGUGCCCACACCUUCAGCACCAUGUCAACACGCGCACGACACAUCUGCUUCUUCUUCGACUACGGAGCUCUGAGUCUCUACAGCCUGGGCUCUGCCAUAACAUAUUCUGCCUACGUGAUUCCUGAUAAGUGGGUGAACAGUUUGUUCCACCAGUACUAUAUCCCCAUCGCUGUGGUAAACACUGUCAUCUGUACCGCCUUAGCCUGCUACUCCAGGCUUGGUUUACCAUAUAUCCAAUAUAACCAUCACAGCAUAAAAAGAUUCUCAGAGUGUAAGAGCCCAAAGUUUGGCAAAUUUCUCCGCAUUCUAGCUUUCGCAUUACCCUACCUGUUCGACAACAUUCCUCUCUUCUACAGGCUCUACUUGUGUGUGGGUGAGGGCUGCACUGACAACGAUACCAACGCUCUCCACCACACCCACAUCGCCCUGGCCUUCUUGACCGCAUUCCUCUUCGCCACACACCUACCAGAGCGCCUGGCCCCCGGCAGCUUCGACUACAUAGGUCACAGCCACCAACUGUUCCAUGUGUUCGGCAUAAUCGGCACUCAUUUCCAGAUGGAGGCCAUUGAGCAGGACAUGGUGACGCGACGCCCGUGGCUCCUCACGUACUCUCUGCCCAUCACCUUCACCAACACACUGGGGGCGGCACUGCUGAGUGUAACCCUCAGCCUUGGCAUCAUCUUCCUCUUUAGUCUGCCUCUGCUCUGGUCAGCCACCCGGGGAGAACACACUGAGAAGACACAGUCACAUCCAAUAGCCAAGGGCUGCCAGUACCACUAGCACUAGCCACAUGCUAAUGACAAUGUAUAUGGGAUGUAGGAACUGGAUGGUUCAGUUGGUGGAGCAUGGUGCCUGUAAUGCCAGGAUUGUGGAUUUGAUUCACAGGGCCACCCACAAGAAAAAUGUAUACAAACAUGAAUGUAAGUCACUUUGGAUAAGAGCGUCUGCUAAAUGGCAUAUAUUUGUAUUCUAUUACUAUGAUUAAACUGGACACUGUGGUGGGGGUGGGCUUGGGAGAAGAGGUGAACAACUGAAGUGAACCACUAUGGCUUCUUGGUGUUGGACAGAGGUGAAGUCCUGACAAGAUACAAUGUGGAAGGAGCAAUGAACUGUUCUUCACAUUGUCAACACGGAUGAAUAAACUGGUAGCUGAACAAGAGCUCCAUAUAUACUGCAAUGAGGGACAGACAGAGUUAGUGGUAUCUUUGGUAGUAUUACAUUGACUAUAGGACAAGUACACAGUACUAAACACGUAGGCCUUGCUUUUGUUCGCUGAUUUACCAAUGCUACUGAGGAGCAGAAAGAGACUGGAGCAGUUGGAAGUCAAACUGUAUAUGAAGAAUCAAUCCACUGAGGAGCAGGAAGAGACUGGAGCAGUUGGAAGUCAAACUGUAUAUGAAGAAUCAAUCCACUGAGGAGCAGGAAGAGACUGGAGCAGUUGGAAGUCACAAACUGUUUAUGAAGAAUCAAUCCACUGAAUGUUACAUGAAGAUGAAUUUUCAAUAUUCCUUCAAUUUAGUUUUUCUUUUUAAACACUAUUUUUAUACUAAAUAUAUUUAUCACUUGAUCAUUUUUAUACACAAACAAUGGAUAUGUACCACAAACACAUCAACAAUUUUAGGACCACAGUCUGUAGCCUAAGGGCUGUUAAGUAGAGGGUUUUGGUAGUAAAUUGUAAACUAAAAUCAGCACUGAAGGAUACAGUAACUUAUUAAUGAAGUGUACAGUAUGUAUGAUGGUCAGCUACUAAAGUGAAGCUGCCUUUUAGAGAUAAAAUUAUACAUGUCAGAUCUUUUCUGUAAACUGUUAAGUACAGUAUUAUUUAAAGCAUCACCAAGACAUCAUAGUUCUCCGUUACACAUUAAACGUUUUCUUUGGCUCCUGUAAA
This is a messenger RNA of Oncorhynchus tshawytscha (Chinook salmon), 2287 nucleotides long. RefSeq names its product membrane progestin receptor gamma-B-like. Gene Ontology annotation, molecular function: signaling receptor activity. NCBI's taxonomy places the organism in Eukaryota, Metazoa, Chordata, Actinopteri, Salmoniformes, Salmonidae. The record is from RefSeq and is a predicted model, not a curated record. Gene Ontology annotation, cellular component: membrane. Bases 100 to 1179 code for a protein of 359 amino acids. The transcript is spliced from 8 exons.